This is a messenger RNA of Acanthochromis polyacanthus (spiny chromis), 1086 nucleotides long. RefSeq names its product calcium and integrin binding family member 3 (gene cib3). The transcript has 6 exons. NCBI's taxonomy places the organism in Eukaryota, Metazoa, Chordata, Actinopteri, Pomacentridae. The record is from RefSeq and is a predicted model, not a curated record. Gene Ontology annotation, molecular function: calcium ion binding. The coding region runs from base 65 to 628 and encodes 187 amino acids.
CCUAAAAAAGCACUGAACGUUGGAGCAGCAAUGGACCUGAGACUUGGCGGUGUAGCGCUCAGACAUGGGGAACAAACAGACCAUUUUCACAGCACAGCAGCUAGAUGCCUAUCAGGACUGCACAUAUUUUACAAGAAAAGAAAUUCUCAGACUGUUCUACCGCUAUCGGGAUUUGGCACCACAGCUCGUUCCUCUUGACUACACCAACCACCCAGAUGUGAAGCUACCAUAUGAGCUGAUUGGCAGCAUGCCAGAGCUGAAGGACAACCCAUUUCGUCAGAGAAUCGCUGAGGUCUUCUCUGAGGACGGAGAGGGAAACAUGACUCUGGACGACUUCUUGGACAUGUUUUCUGUCCUUAGUGAGAUGGCUCCACGUGACCUCAAAGCCUACUACGCUUUCAAAAUUUACGAUUUCAACAACGAUGACUUCAUCUGUAAGUCAGACCUGGAGAAGACUCUGAACAAACUGACCCGUAAUGAGCUGACGGAGGAUGAGGUGAGGAUGGUGUGUGAGAAGGUGAUAGAUGAGGCUGACCUGGACAACGAUGGACGUCUGUCACUCGAGGACUUCCAGCAUAUGAUUGUCAGAGCACCAGACUUUCUCAGCACCUUCCACAUAAGGAUAUAAAGUAUCUAAAGGAUAUAAAGUAAUAUAGCAAUCAGAGACAUUUCUUACCCAGAAUAGCACCAGUGGAUGGACUGAAAAUACUGCAGAAUAUCUGGAAACUAAGGAAAUCUCCACAUCUCUAGCAAGAACUGCUGUCAAAUAUGUGAAAACUGUGAAAAUUUUAGGUUUGUUUAUGCUGUAACCAAAACCGGGCUAUUCACAGUGAAUCAUCAGUCAAUCCAUCAAGACAAGGCUCAUUAGUUAUGACCAUCAACAGUAGAUUUGUGUUUUGUAUCUAAAGGGUUUCAAAUUGCACUGGACAAUAAAAGAGACACAUGCCAGAAUAUUCUAGUGGGUCAUAGCAGGCCAAUAAAGGAGAGCUAUUUGUCAUGAAAACAAUCAAGCACCACUGUUAGAGCACAGGGUCAACUGAUAGCAGUUUCCUCUGUCAUUCAGCCAAUAAAACACUGAAUCCUGAA